UACAGAGAUCAAUGGCGGACAUGGGAGAUUCAGGUGCCCGCAUCGGAAUUAAAAUUGUGCUUUUCUGUAUAGUAGUAAUCGAAGUAGGAUCCAGUUUUCAACUUCAAAAUGUUAAAAUGAGCCAAGCAAAAGAAUGGUCAGAGAAAAUCAGUAUGAAGUUAAAUACAUCGUCAAUGGGGGAAUCUAUGGGUUUUUCAAAUUUCAUUGAAGUUGAAUACAAUAAGCCAGAAAGUUACAUAACAUUUGAAAAGAAUAAUGGAGUUGAACUUGUGAAAGAGAUGGCCACACAACUAGAAAAAAUGCUGGGGAAGAAGAUGGCAGCUCUGAAGGAUUUAGUUAAUGCAGCUGAGACUGCAGUGAGAGAUCACAAAUGGAGGGAGGAUAUGAGGAUUGGUGAUGUGCAGUAUUGGGAUGCUAAGAACCACAGUCAACUACAUGAUAUACUUUCAUACAAUGAAAGAUUCCUACAAUCUAUCAACGAAUCUGUAUCAACUGUCCACAUUCCAGUAGAAAUUUACAAUGGAAACAUUGACAUAUUAAAUGGUCUAAAGUGGUCCAAUGAUUUAGACCAGGCAUUCCUGAAGAACUAUGAAAAUGAUCCUGACAUCCUGUGGCAGUACUUUGGUAGUCAGACAGGGUUUAUGAGAACAUUUCCAGGAAGUAAAUGGAGUAUAAAACAUGAUGAUGUGGAUUUGUUUGAUGUUAGAAGAAGACCAUGGUAUACACAAGGCUCAAGUUCACCAAAAGAUAUGUUAAUCCUCAUUGAUACAAGUGGAAGUGUACAUGGGCAAGCUUUAAGUUUAAUCAAAGUGGCAGUCAAAUCUAUUCUUGACACACUUGGAGAAAAUGAUUUUGUCAAUAUUGCAAAUUUUUCCAAAAGUGUGACAUUUGUCAGCUGUUUUGAAACAUUUGUCCAGGCCAACCACAGAAAUAAGAAGAUCUUAAAGGAAGGAGUUGAUGCCUUAACAGCUAAAGAUAUGGCCAAUUAUGAGUCUGCUUUAACAUUUGCAUUUGAUGAAUUUGACAAGUUUGACAAUUCUAGUGACAGUGGUGCUAAGUGUAACAGAAUGAUCAUGUUGUUGACUGAUGGAGGAACGGAUGAUGCAGAAAAAGUCUUUAAUGAAAGGAACUUUAAAAGACCAGAUGAGGACCAAGUUAGGGUAUUUACAUAUGCAGUUGGACAAACAGCAAAUCCAAAUAGAGGUAUCAGAUGGAUGGCUUGUGCAAAUCGAGGUAAAUUUUCAGAGAUUCCAGCAAUGGGAGCAAUCAGAGCAAGAGUACAGGGGUAUGUAGAUGUAAUAGCUCGCCCUGUUGUACUUUCUAAUCGACAUGAUAUGAAAUGGAAUAGCGUGUACCGUGAUGGACUGGGUUUAGGGAUGAUGACAACUGUUACAUUACCUGUCUACAACAAGACUGAUAAUGCUGAUCGUCAGGCUAAUCAAACCAUACUAGGAGUUAUGGGAACUGAUGUAACUACAGCUCAGAUGGUGAAGUAUACUCCUGAAUGGAAGCUUGGUCCUAAUGGAUACAGCUUUGCUAUUAAUGCCAAUGGUUAUGUGAUGUUCCAUCCUAAGUUAAGAGUUCAUGAUGAUUUUAAAGACCCACCAAAUAUGGAUUUCUUGGAUAUUGAAGUAGAAAAUAAGGAGAAGGAAGAGACUAAAUCAGUUGGGAACCAGUUGAGAAAGAACAUGACAGAUGGGAUAACUGGUGAUGCUUCCAUGGUUACCUAUGUAAUAUCUGCUGACAAUAAUCAUACAGAUCAAGAAAGAAGACAUUAUUUUUACAGAAACAUUAAAAGCACUUCAUUCAGUCUUGGAUUAAGUAUACCAUCUUACCAGGAAUAUACAAUGGUUUUUACAUCUACACCAAAGGAUAUAGUGAAGAGUGGGACACCUUUUAUAGAAGAUAACAAAAGUAUAGUGUUGGUAGCUCCUUGGAAGUAUGUCAUGAAUGGGUCAGUAGCCAGUAAUCUUUCAGAUAUUUACAGUUCUUACAAGAAAUGGGAGAAGUCAGGCAAAGAUGAUGGUUUCUGGGACAAUGAGAAGCUAUUAACCUUACACUUGGAUCUAGAAAAGACUGAACAUAUGCAUGAAUUUUUCAAUAAGUUUAUGCUUAAUAGGACAGAAGCAAUAUUUGUAGCCACAUAUGGAGGUCUGACCAGAAUUUGUCCAACUGGAUCAAAGUACAAAGAAAAAAUAGAGAAAGACCGAGAUACAUGGAAGGCCUCAUAUUUUAAGAGGGCUCUAGAUUAUGAUGGACUUGUAUUCAGUGCUCCUUAUACUCUCAAGGAAAGAACAGAGAAUGAUACAGAACCUAUUCCUGAUAUAAUGAUAACUAAGAGUGUGACUGUAACACAAUAUAACUACAAACCUGCUGUCAUUGGAUCGUUCGUCAAACAUGAGAAGAUUGUAGAGAUCUUAGGGACAGAGACUGAUCAGAAUUGUGGAGUAGACUCCAGUAUUGAUUGCUAUUUACUUGAUGACGGGGCUUUCCUCAUUUCUAGUAAUAGGGAAGAACACUUUGAUGAGGUUGGAAGAUUUUUUGGUAAAGUAGAUCCUCUUUUGAUGCAUGAGCUGUACAAUAUGUCAGUGUACCAAAGGUUAGAAGAUUUUGAUUACCAGGCCACAUGCUCUUUAAAUGACAGCACAACAAGCAGUGCUAUUCGACUACGUAUUCCAUCCAUUAACAUACUGUUUGAGUUACUGACAGUCAACUGGUGGUCAUCUAUUUGGACAUGGUGGGUGUCGAACUUGAGUUUUUACAGCUGGUUGAAUGCUCCAGUUGUAGAGACGGCCAAUGCACCAGAAGUUAAUAAAAACUGUAUAAAACAACAAGCUCAGUAUUAUAUACCUACAGAUUUUAGUGAAAUAGAGGGUGUAAUUGAAUGUAUUAAUGUUAACUGUACAAGGAACUAUAAAGCUAUUAAACUGAACAACAGCAAACUAAAGAGCAACUUGAUGUUUGUGAUGGUUGAUGCCAAAUGUGAUGGUUGUUUAGAAGAGAAGAGUGGUGACAUAGAUCUUCUACAAGAACCAAAAGUUUUUGAAAAGGAAAGUGAGCAUUUUUGUAAUAAGCAGGCAAGAUACAGAAGGGUGACAGAGCCAUGUUAUGAUUAUCAUGAAAAGGAAGAAAGUGAUUGUAGUGGACCAUUAUCAACGCCAGUGUCAGUAGCAGUCAUUGUCAUAGCAACAAUUGUAACUGUUUUGUGCACAUGGAUUAGAUAAUAGAAGCAUGAAUUGAUAAACAAUUGCAUACAUGUAAAUGCCGCUUAACAUAAGAUUAUGCAAUUAAUGGUGGAUUAUUUGAGAGAGAGAAAAGACGGAGCUGUGCUGAAAAAAAAUACCGCUGUAAUCAUGUGUACAUAUAUCAUUGAUAGUGUUUAAAGUUGCCAAGAACAUUAUACAUUAUAUCAUCUAUCCAUGUUGUUUUGUUUUUUCAUAUUUAACAGAUGUUUUUGUAUGAUAAAUCUAGUGCUGUAGGAAAAUUGUGAUUCCUCAAUUAGGGUACUUUGCAGAAGCAUAAAAUAAGUUUUUACCAAAUUAUAAAGAGAACAGCAUUUAAGAAAUUAUUUCAUUUAGGAUCAGAUUUUUUUUUGUAUUAAAAAGUGUAUGUUAUUAUGUUCUUAAAGAUUAUAUGAUGUACUAUACAUUGAAAUAAAGGAUAACUGUUCCAACCAAUGUUGAGACAAGAGUGCUGCUUGAUCCAAUGCAAAAUAUAACGUGAGAUUACUUCCCCUUUUUUUGGUCAUUCAUACUUACUUACUGCAGUAUUGAAGUAAUACAGGUCACAUACAAAUUCAUAUCUAACUUGGCAUAGAUAAAUAAUUGUCUUAAUAAAAAAAUCUAACAAAUACUUACAAAGUUUUGUGUAAAACAAAGAUGCUUGCAUCUCAUAUGUAUUUACCGUAUUAUACAAUUUUGAAGAAAAGAAUAAUCUGAAAUUCAGUUUUAAAAUAAUACUAUAUUUUCAGUAAUAUUGUAACUAAUGACAAUUAAUGGAAAUUGAUAUUUCAGGUUGAAUGUAUGAGAUUUAUUAAAGAUAUGGCUUGAUAAAAGUGUUUUCUCUAGGGCCUUUUAACAUCCUGGUAAAGUGAUGCAAAUUGCUACAAUGUGAUACUACUCAAAAUGAACUUCAAAUCUUGUUGAUUGUGUUCUUGUUGUGAAGCCAUAAUUUUUAGAAAAAAUAUGGUAUUUUAAAUUCUUUCUUUACCAGGAUGCGAUGUAAAAUUUGUGCAGAUUUCAUUGAUAAAGUGUAUUUAUCAAACUCCUGAACACAUUUUUGUGCCAAACUUUUGUAUAUACAUUGAUCUGAAUGCUAUGUAAUAACAUAAUGAUUUUCAGAUAUAGAAAAUAUAAUAAUUUUAAGAUGAUUAUAUGUGAAAAUGAUUUGAUAUAUCAUAUAACAGCCUCUUUGAAUUUAUACAUAUAAUAAUUCUUACGGAUUGUAAUAUAGGAAUUAAAUCUCAUUUAAUUUGAAAGGUAAUGGUGUAUAAAAAAAAAUUGUGUAUUAUUUAUGACCCUACAACAAUUCCAAAUAACAUUCCCUGAUAUUUAUACAUAAGGUAUUAUAGAUAUUGUUUUUUAUUUGGAAUGUUUCAUGUGUGAUGAAAUAACUAUUAACGAAUGUUGUGUGAUAUUUUAGAAUGUUAUUGUGUUCAACACUUAAAACUCAAAGCCUAAGAACAGCAUGUUUAUUUACAUAUAUAUUAUAUGAAAAUAUUAUAAAGAGUUGAAUUGAUUUUUGCAUAUUUGUCUUUCCAUAAUGGCACAUUAAUCAAAUUAUUGUAUAUAAGAGUGCUAUACAUGUUUAUUGUAUGUUUAAAUCUUUUGUGUGAUUUUAUAAGAAAUCAUAAACAUGAUGCUUUGGUUGGAAUUAUUUAACUGCUUUGUAGAGUUUAAAGUUUUUACAUAUUUGAAAAUUCCCUAAAAAAAAUAUUUAAAAAGAAAAAAGAAAAUCAUUCAAAAUUUGAUCGAAUUUGAAAUAAUCCAAUGUGAGGAGAGGGUAUUAUUUUGUAUCAAAUUGGCCCUCAAUUCAAAAGGAUUUUAGAUAUCUCCUGAAACAUAAUAUUACAAAUUUGGAAUCUGAUAUUUGAUAUAACAUAACAGUUUGGGUUAGGGUAAAAUCUUAUUUUUUUAUGGAUCAAUCAUUCAUGAAAUAGCAGUUAAUUCAUUAAGAUGGAAAAGUACAAAUAAUCUUUGUUUUGUUAUACUUUUAAAUGUGAAAAAUACACUACCUUUAUUCUUUAAGGUAUUGAAGUAUCUUGCUUUUAUCCAUUUUCUGCCAAAGUAUUAUUUUUAUAAAUAACACAUAUGCAUGCUAUAUUGUGUAAAAUGUAUUCAAAUUGUUCCUGAAUUUUGCUUUUUUUGCUUUAAUAUGACUAAUUUCUGUUAAGACAAUACUAUUAUGAUGCUCAAGUUAAAUAGUGUCAUCAAGCCAAAACUUAAUAUUUUUUUUAUGCAGUUUCUGCUAUUAUUGCUGUUAUGAAAUUCUUUGGAUUUAAACCUUUAUUAGCUAUAAAUAUGAUCUUCUUCUGCAUUAACUGUGCAUUCAUGUAUUUUUGUGGAUUUGAGAUAAAUUGUAUUUUCAUAGAUAUUUGAUUUUGUAGAAGUGCCAAAGUCUCCUGCAUGCAUAUAAAAAUGUGUACUUCGUUGAACAUUAUGAUUAAUAAUUUUUCUUUACAAACGAUAUCCUUGAAAAUGGUAUUCCACGAAACAGUAUGAAUCUAUAAUACAGUUAUUGCUUGUAUGUGUGCAUCAGUAAUUGUUGUGGUGUUUCCUAUUAAUUUUUAGGUAAGAGUUUUGAUCUUACCUUUGACCUAAUCAUACAUGACUCUUUAGAGAUAGUUUGUAUUGGAAUUCAUUUAUACUUAAAUGAUUGUUGUGCAUUAGUGAAUUUUAAGUUUUCACCAGUUUGAGAAUGUAUUGACCUGUUGAAGAAUAUAAAAUACCGGUUUGAUAUUGCAAUAAGUAAGACUAUUAAGUGUGUCAACUCUUGUUAAUAUAAACAUUAUUGAGAUAUAUUUUUGUUGGGUUGUGACCUUGUUGUGUAUAGAUAUUCUUUUUUUGCUACAAUCUAUUCUUGUCUUUCCUGUUUUAUGUGCCUUUUACAUCUCAUAUUGUGCAAUACUUUCUUUUUUAUAAUUAAGUUUAAAAAUAAAUAAAAUAGCUUUAAUUUUGGAGUGUUCAAAUUUUGAUACAUCUAGUGGAAAUUUGAUAAAACUCCCCUUUAUGGAAUGAAUUAACAUUUAAAAUUGACCGACUUUUGAAAGCACUUUGUGUAAAUCAUGACAAUAUUUCUGCAACUACAGGUUUUAGUAUCAAUCUAUUUUAUUUCAUUUAAUCAUUCCUCUUGACUCUCUAAAGAUUUUGAUCAUAUUUAAGAUCAGGUAUAUAUCAUUCGUUAUAAAACAUGUAGUCCCAGUUUAUAUUUUUCUUUAUAUUUUCUUUAUUUUCCUCAUUGGUUGUUUUAUAGGCGUUUUAUUAGUUUACACAUUUUGAGUUGUAUUUGCAAUAUGUUUUUGAAUAUAUAUCCAGCAUAAUAUCAUGUGUUUAUUACUUUGUAAACAAUAUUAUUGAAUUUAUUUUAUACUGUACAAUCAAUGUUACAUACUUUUCCAAGUAUAGUUUGUGUUCAGUGCAUAUAUUUAAGCAUUAAUAGAAAUCCAAACAACCUUUACAUGUAUUCUGUAUAAGACUAAAGACUCAAAUUCUAUUUCUUAAUGAAAACACUUGGUUCCAGUCAAAUAAGAACUACAUUUGUGCAUAUUGUGCUUUAGCAUAUUUUUGUUUCUUAUUCCAUUAUUAUCCUUUUUCAUUAAUUGUGUCUCUAUCAGUUAGAUUUUUUUUUAUUGACAAGUUAGAUAUAUGUGGUAUUUCAACAGUCUGUAGUAUUUUUUGAAACCUUAAAAAUGAAGAAAUCCAUAUAUUACUUUUUUUUUCAAUUUCCUAUAUAUAUCAUUUUUACUCAGAAUUAAAAUAUUUUGAUUAUGAUAACAAAUUAUUUUAGGAGAUUUCUUUUUAAUUAAAGCCCUUAUUAUUCUGAACUCAAAAGUAUUUUUCUAUAUAUUUGAUUUAAUUAGAUGUACAAAAAUUUGUACCUCUGAACUUGCCAGUGCUUGGUUAGCACGUUUAAUUACAGUUCAAACUUAUUUGUUUAUAUAUAUAUUGUUGGUAUGUGAAUCUCCAGAUGUGUUGUGAAUUACUAUUCCUUGAAUCUCAUUAGAUGUAUUAAUAUGAAUCCUUAUUUAUUUCUAGUCAAUGUAGGGUUGUUGAUUUUUAAAACUUUAAGACAAUAUCAUUUGUUUACUUUUUAUUAAUAAAACCAUGAGAUAUCCUU
Molecule: messenger RNA, 7335 nt
Organism: Mytilus trossulus (common blue mussel)
Lineage: Eukaryota; Metazoa; Mollusca; Bivalvia; Mytilida; Mytilidae
Product: voltage-dependent calcium channel subunit alpha-2/delta-2-like
Exons: 38
Coding region: 12-3224 (1070 amino acids)
Cellular component (GO): voltage-gated calcium channel complex
Molecular function (GO): voltage-gated calcium channel activity
Source: RefSeq, a predicted model, not a curated record